AUGACUUCCGCUUUACGAUCCAGGGCCUUCGGGCUUAGCCGGAAUAUUUGGGCUACUCCCUCAACACUUAAUGCUACUCGUCAAUGCCGCAGUCCAGCGGCGCGCUCAUACUCGACCUCCGAUCGCCUCCCGAAGAUCGCAGACACCUCAGUAUGGACGGCCAUGAUUCCCAAAUUCAUUCGCAAUAGGGGUGCGCACAAGGACCCAAAGAAGGAAAAGUCAAAAGAAUGGAAUCCGGCUACGUUUUAUAUCAUCAUUUUCACCUUGAUCGGUUCCCAGGCCAUUCGCAUGAUCACUUUGAAGAACAGCUACGCGGCAUAUACCCGGACGACAGAUGCGAAGAUCGAGCUUCUACGGGAAGUCAUUUCCCGAGUCAAAAAUGGGGAGCAGGUCGACGUCGAGAAGCUACUAGGAACGGGUGAUGAGGCGAAGGAGAGAGAGUGGGAUGAAGUUUUGCGUGAGAUUGAAGCCGAAGACUCCUUGUGGCAUCAGAAGAAGACUAGCCAGCGAGAAGCUGAGGAGGCCCAGGCGCCUGUGAAAGAGGAGAAGCAGAAACAACCCACACAGCCUUCUAGCGAGGACAGCGGACCUGUUAAGACCGAGACGACGAAGAAGAUGCGGUUCUACUGA
This is a messenger RNA of Penicillium salamii, 630 nucleotides long. Lineage: Eukaryota; Fungi; Ascomycota; Eurotiomycetes; Eurotiales; Aspergillaceae. The record is from the annotation of a GenBank genome assembly.